Messenger RNA from Salvelinus sp. IW2-2015, 683 nucleotides. Its product is annotated as kinesin-like protein KIF23. Lineage: Eukaryota; Metazoa; Chordata; Actinopteri; Salmoniformes; Salmonidae. The record is from RefSeq and is a predicted model, not a curated record.
CCACUCUACCCACAGUAACGCCUGCCGCCGGUCCGCCGUAGACGCUGCUACUACUAACCCAAUGGCCCUUAACACCACAACUGUCAAUAAUUCCCUGAUUUUGUCUUUUCCUCACUGUUUUAAAUGGGACCCACCAGACCACGGGGACACCGAUUCGCCCGCACCACAGACGCUCACACUCAGCGGGUGGGGAGCGAUGGGUAGAUCACAAACCACUCUCUAAUUUGGAUUUAGACACGGUCAUGCAGCCAAUCAUACCCAAUGCGAUCAAGGUGUCAGCGGCCAGCGAGAAAGCUCUGUCUAAAUGCCACAAGUAUGUUCUCACGCAUCAGGAGCUUGCCUCCGAUGGGGAGAUUCAGACCAAACUGAUCAAGGGAGAUGUGUUCAGAACGAGAGMUGGAGGACAAGCCGUGCAGUUCACAGACAUCGAAACGCUUAGACAGGAAUGCCCAACUGCUUCAAGUCGUAAGAGGAGGUCAUCGGAAGACGGGCCAGGCCAACAUGAUGGGAACAAGAUGGACUGGAACGACAGAGAGAACAGGGCACCAGUGGCAAGCACAAGCUCAGGUCUUGGUCUCCAGAAUAGCUAUCAGAAACGCAGGAAGUAGGAACUGGACAGAUCAUCUUUUCUAUGUUGGAAUCGUCUUGUGUAUUGGACUAGUGAACUAACCACCACUUUAAAC